Sordaria macrospora k-hell is the source of this 1059-nucleotide messenger RNA. RefSeq lists its product as uncharacterized. Gene Ontology annotation, cellular component: transcription factor TFIIE complex. The record is from RefSeq and is a predicted model, not a curated record. Lineage: Eukaryota; Fungi; Ascomycota; Sordariomycetes; Sordariales; Sordariaceae. Gene Ontology annotation, biological process: transcription open complex formation at RNA polymerase II promoter; transcription initiation at RNA polymerase II promoter.
AUGGACAUCGCCAAAACCCUCAUCCGCUGCGUCAUGCGCGCCUUCUACUCCACGCAAGAAAUCCUCAUCAUCGACGCCCUGGUGCAACACUCCUGCCUGCGCGACGACGACCUAGGCCACCUAAUGAAGCUGGGCAACAAAGACCUACACAAAGCGUGCGCGGGCCUCCGCGACACGCGCUUCCUCGUGGUGCACACGCGCCCCGAGCUCCAGGCCGGCAAGUCCCGCCCGCAGAACAAGACGUACUACUACAUCGACUACCGGCAGACCAUCGACGCCAUCAAGUGGCGCGUAUACAAGACCGACAAGGACAUGCAGGGCAUCGCCAAGCCGUCCGAGGAAAACAAGGAGUACGUGUGCCCGCGCGUGGGCUGUGAGGCGCAGUGGAGCCAGAUGGAGGUCUUGGACAGCGUCUCCUCACGCGGCUUCACCUGUCAGAGGUGCGGCUCGGUGCUGGAGCAGGCGAAGGAGCGGGAGGCGCCCGGUCAUCAGCAGCUGUCGAGGAUGAACAACCAGUUCAAGUUCAUGACGGACAUGUUGCAGGAGGUCGACAAGGUGGUGAUCCCGGAAUGCAACUUUGAUUUGGCGCUGGCGAACGCCAGGCCUAUCGUCCGGCUGGAGACGCACGAGGUGGCGAUUAGCGUGCCGGUGGACUCGGCGCUGAACAAGCCCAGCGCUGUCAAGGGUCUGGCGAACACGGGACCCAAGACGAUGCAGGUUAUCAUUUCCACGGGCGACGACGAUGCGGAGCAGGCGGAGGCGGCGAGGAAGAGGCAGGAGGAGCUGCUGAGGCAGAACGCACUGCCGGAGUGGAUAACGUCCAGCUCGGUGCCGACAACAGGUGGGUCCAAGCCUACUGGGCCUGCUGCGGCGUCGCUGCUUGAUUCAUCGUCGGCAGUUAAGGAUGAGACGGCGGUAGAUGAGCCGCCCGCUAAGAAGGUCAAACUGGAGAUCCAGGGCGAUAUUUCGGUCAAGGAUGAGGAUCCCAUGCCGAUGAGCUUCAAGAUGGAGGGCGGGGAUGAUGAAGAGGAUGAUCUCGAGUUUGAGGACGUCAUGUGA